AAAUGCUCCAAUUGCAGCAAGACCGGACAUGAGCAUAAGGACUGUUGGGCUAAAGGAGGUGGUAAAGCAGGUGAAGGACCGUCCGCCAAAAAGCGCUUGAAAAAGGACAAAGCACAGCUAGUCCAAGAAGUGCCUAUGGGAUAUGAGGACGAAGUCAUGGAUGACGUGGCCUAUAUGGCCAGAGACAAAUCUGAGAGACUUGCCUGGUAUGAUUGGUUUGCGGAUUCUGGGUCAUCAUCCCAUAUA
Molecule: messenger RNA, 246 nt
Organism: Suillus fuscotomentosus
Lineage: Eukaryota; Fungi; Basidiomycota; Agaricomycetes; Boletales; Suillaceae
Exons: 2
Molecular function (GO): zinc ion binding; nucleic acid binding
Source: RefSeq, a predicted model, not a curated record